Molecule: messenger RNA, 690 nt
Organism: Lolium rigidum
Lineage: Eukaryota; Viridiplantae; Streptophyta; Magnoliopsida; Poales; Poaceae
Product: ribonuclease 1-like
Exons: 2
Coding region: 1-690 (229 amino acids)
Biological process (GO): RNA catabolic process
Cellular component (GO): extracellular region
Molecular function (GO): ribonuclease T2 activity; RNA binding
Source: RefSeq, a predicted model, not a curated record
AUGAGGGCACAGGCGCACCUCUCCCUGGCCGCCAUGCUCGUUCUUGCCACUGUAGGGUGCAUGCCGGCGGCGGCGCAGGACUACGAUUUCUUCUACCUCGUGCUGCAGUGGCCGGGGUCCUACUGCGACACGAAGCAGAGCUGCUGCUACCCGCGGUCCGGCAAGCCCGCGGCGGACUUCGGGAUCCAGGGAAUGUGGCCCAGCCGCGACGACGGGACCUACCCACAGGACUGCAACCCCGACAGCAAGUUCGACCCCUCUAAGGUGAGCGACCUGCUGAGCAGCCUGCGCACCAACUGGCCGUCCCUGGCAUGCCCCAGCGAGGACGGGCUCCAGUUGUGGGCGCGCGAGUGGGAACAGCACGGCACCUGCGCUCAGAACCUCUUCAACGAGCACGGCUACUUCCAGGCCGCGCUCCACCUUCGCGACCAGCUCCGCGUCCUGGACGCCCUCGCCUCUGCCGGCAUCUCGCCCGACGGCGGCUACUACACGCUCAGCGCGAUCAGGGAUGCGAUCCGGGAGGGGACGGGGUUCGAGCCGUUCGUGGCCUGCAACCGCGACGAGUCCGGUAACAGCCAGCUCUACCACCUCUACUUCUGCGUCGACGCAGCCGCCUCACGGAUCGUGGAGUGUCCCAUCUCGCCCACCGCAAGGCCAUGUGGCAACAGGAUCGAGUUCCCUGCUUUCUAA